Molecule: messenger RNA, 1117 nt
Organism: Rhodamnia argentea
Lineage: Eukaryota; Viridiplantae; Streptophyta; Magnoliopsida; Myrtales; Myrtaceae
Product: ethylene-responsive transcription factor ERN1-like
Exons: 1
Coding region: 68-955 (295 amino acids)
Biological process (GO): regulation of DNA-templated transcription
Molecular function (GO): DNA binding; DNA-binding transcription factor activity
Source: RefSeq, a predicted model, not a curated record
ACCUAGAAAACCCUGUCGAAUUUCUUCCAAAACCAAGACUCGGAGCUUACUUUCUUCUCCGGCUCCAAUGGAGAUCCAUUUUCAGAAGCCGCAACAGGGAGGAGACGCCAACAUUCCCGUGGCCAAACUGGGCAGCAACAAGUUCAAGGCCAGAGGCCGAGGCCACAGCAACAUCAACAACAAGUAUGUCGGGGUGAGGCAGAGGCCCUCGGGGCGGUGGGUCGCCGAGAUCAAGGACACCACCCAGAAGAUCAGAAUGUGGCUCGGCACCUACGAGACCGCGGAAGAGGCCGCCCAGGCCUACGACCAGGCCGCCUGCCUCCUUCGUGGGUCCAACACCCGCACCAACUUCGUGACCCACGUGUCCUCCGACUCUCCCCUGGCUUCUCGCAUCCGAAACCUCCUCAACAGCAAGAAGGGAGGCGCUAAACGACCGAGUUUCGACGCCUGUCUUUCUACAACGAUGAGUACUGCUACUACCGGCACAACAGCAACGGCUAUGACUCCGACUAGUACUACUAACUCGUAUAGUAGCACGAGCUGUAGUAGCAACAGUUGCACGGACAGUGGCAGUACUCUAUCUGCUGUCGACAAGAUCAACUCGGAAGCCAUCCAGGUUUUCAGUGAGGAUGUAUAUAAGCCGGAUUUAAGCCACUGCAGGGACGAGUUUGAGUUGAAACCUUCAAAACAGAGUUUUUCCUGGGCUCCUGUGCAUGCGUUCGAUAGGUUCUCGUACGCACAGGAGGUCGUGGAAUUGCCAAAGAGCGUAAAGGCCGGUCCGGCCAGCUCGUCCGACGAGAUGGGGGAAUUCUCGGAGUUCGACAGGAUGAAAGUGGAGAGACAGAUUUCCGCGUCGCUGUAUGCCAUGAACGGGUUGCAGGAGUACAUGGAGACUGUCCAUGAUCCAUCCGAGGCUCUGUGGGAUCUCCCUCCCCUGUGUUCAUUGUUGUGCUAGUUGCCUUUUGAUUAUUCGAGAGAAAUUGUCGUGUGCUUAGCUCAAAAAGAUUUGAACACAGUACCUGUGGAAUCAUAUAAGGUUGGUGUCCGCCAGAAUGUCCACCUUCACGGACGGGCUUGAUAGUGACGAAUAGCAUUAAUUUAAGCACUCUCUGAGACA